Malus domestica (apple) is the source of this 1851-nucleotide messenger RNA. Its product is annotated as ethylene-responsive transcription factor ABI4-like. Lineage: Eukaryota; Viridiplantae; Streptophyta; Magnoliopsida; Rosales; Rosaceae. The record is from RefSeq and is a predicted model, not a curated record. Gene Ontology annotation, biological process: positive regulation of DNA-templated transcription; response to stress. Gene Ontology annotation, molecular function: transcription cis-regulatory region binding; DNA-binding transcription factor activity. Gene Ontology annotation, cellular component: nucleus.
CAGACACAAUAUCAGAAAAAACCCUCUCUUCUUUCGACUAAUUGAGAACACUGAACGAGGUGGUGUGUGGUGGUCUCCAUCCACCAUUGAUUCUUUCCACCCCACCCCCACACACAGCUUUCCACCUUUAAAGAUCGCCGCCACCUCACCCUAUGGAAGAAGACCAACACCGCGAUUCGGCAGCUGAAGCAGCACCAGAUCAUCACCUUCCCCAAGACAACAGCAACAGCAACAGCAACAAAACCACUGAGGACAACUCUACCACCGCUUCCACCGCCACAACAGAAAUAACCAACAACAACAACAGAAAGUGCAAGGGCAAAGGAGGCCCUGACAACAACAAGUUCAGGUACCGCGGCGUGCGCCAGCGCAGCUGGGGCAAAUGGGUGGCUGAGAUCCGUGAGCCGCGUAAGCGGACGCGCAAGUGGCUCGGGACCUUCGCCACUGCCGAGGACGCUGCCCGCGCCUACGACCGGGCCGCCAUCAUCCUUUACGGUUCCAGAGCCCAGCUUAACCUCCAGCCCUCCGGUUCCUCGUCCCAGAACUCCACGCGGGGCUCCUCUUCUUCCGCUUCCUCCUCCACCUCCACCUCCUCCACCCAAACCCUAAGACCACUUCUCCCCCGCCCCUCGGGCUUCGGCCUUACUCUGCCCUACCCCUCCUCUGCCCACCCGGUCCCGCUCAUGGCUUCGGGGUUCGUUCCAUACGGUGUUGACUUAGGGUUAGGAGUCUACCAUAACGUUGCUGCUGCUGCGGCCGUCGCCGGUUGUGCUCUAACUUCGUCCGUACGUAUGAAUCAGCAUCCUCAUCACAUGUUAGAUCAAGAUCAUGAGUAUCAAAACAACAUUAAUCCUUUGCACCAACAACAACAGCAACAUCAGCAGCAACAAAUUGUGGUGCAACAAUUUCAUCAUCAGUACCCCAUCGCAUUAUCCGGCGGCAGCGGUUGUGACACGUCAACCUCGUAUCUACAUCCAAACCCUAGUCACGAUCAAUACCAACGACAAGUACCCCACCAGAAUAACAAUAAUCAGGAGUGCUGUUCGUACGAGGAUGUGAAUUCGCUUGUGGGAUCGGGGUUGUCUACGCAGCCUAUGGAGGUUGCACCGGGGUGUUCGGAUAUUCCUGUGGAGGCAGUGGGACCCAUGUCGCCGUUGAUGUGGCCGCUGACGAGCGAGGAAGAGUGUGUGCCGGGCCUUUGGGACUACGGCGAUCCUUUCUUCUUGGAUUUUAAGGGAUUGGAUUCAUGAAGAAUUCGAGAUCUUGACUAUAUAUAUAUAGGUCAGUUUAUUUAGUUCUGCAUGUCACUCUAUUUCGAAGAAGAACAAGAGAGAGAGAUACAGAUAUAUUCAAUUCCUUUCAAAAUUCAAGCUUAAUCUAUAGGCUAGGCUUGCAUGCAAGAUUAAUUUGAAGUAAUUAUGGUCUCUAUGGAGAAUAUUUUUUGUUUUCCAACUGUGGUAACCCAAAAUACCCGAAGAUUGAUUACGAUGUGAAAAAGUGCAUUUAGUAUCGAAUUAAGGCUUACGACGUUACAAUAUGAUCGAUCGAUAGAAGCUCUGAUGAACACAAGGGGUUGGCAAUUGGAUUAAUGACGAUAGCUUGUUAUGUUGCAUAAAGAUCGAUCUGAGGUAAGGUUGCUUAUGUAUCAUAAAGAUCUCAAAGCUUAGUGGAGUUUCGGCAUGGGAAUUUUCAUGAAAUUAGGACUUGAUUUUUUAUUUUUGUAAUCAGAUUUAGUAUAGGCAAUUUUAGUCAUUAGGAUGUAGUUUUGGGAUAAAAGAAGAAAUGCUAUUACUCUCUCUUCGUUUUUUUCUUCCUGAACUGAGAAAUAUUGUAUCCUUAAUUUCCUUAGUU